AUGGACAAUGUCACCGUCGAUGCAGAGCUGGUCCGCGAGAUCUUUCUCCAGGGCUGCCUCCAUCUCAUUGGGAUUUCGCUCUUGUACUACGACCAUCUCAUCACCUUCGGCGUCGAAUUUCGUCGUCUGUGGAGGCGCAAGCGGACAUCGAGCGCCAACUGGUUCUUUUCCGUGCGCUAUGCCGGUCUGCUUGGAAACACCUCGAUCACCGUUCUCGCGUUUUACACACUGGCGGACAAGUGGUGUGGGGUUUACCAUAUCAGCCACCAAAUCGUGAUAGUUGGGACACAGUUUUUGGUCUGCAUUAUCAUGCUCCUGCGGACUUACGCAUUAUACAACAGGAACCGCUACCUCAUCGCGGUUCUUUUGCUAAUUUCCGCUUGCCUCGUCGCAGUCGUCAUCUGGUCAAUUAUUGGCCAAGAGUCGCGCAACAUCGAAGGGUUUCCGGGCUGUCAUGUCAUUGUGAGCCGGGCUACUCAAUACCAUCUAGCAGCAGCCUGGGAGGCGCUCUUCGUAUUCGACACUCUCAUCUUCGCUCUGACCCUCUACAAGACUUGGUCGACUUGGCGGAUUGUGGGCUCUUACCGCUACAUCCCAAUGCACACUCUGAUGCUCCGCGACGGUGCUCUUUACUUCGGCAUAAUGGUUCUGGCCAAUCUCGGGAACAUUUUCACAUUCUAUUUCGCGGGGGUAUUAGCGGGCUCCUUGUCGACAAUCGCCAGUUGCAUUUCAGUGACGAUGGUCUCUCGACUGAUGCUCAAUCUUCACGAAAGAUCGACGGGGGGUAUCCUCUCCGACUUCCCAACACAAACCCACUUCAGUCUGAGCUCCUUCAUGGGCCCGGGCCUGCCGAUACAUGCGGUGCAAACCCAAGACGAGGGUUUCGGUGCCGCACCUCAACAAGGAAAUGCAGAGGCUGGGCCUUCAAUAGGCGUUGUUCCAAGCACUAACCACAACGACUGA
This is a messenger RNA of Mycena indigotica, 963 nucleotides long. RefSeq lists its product as uncharacterized. NCBI's taxonomy places the organism in Eukaryota, Fungi, Basidiomycota, Agaricomycetes, Agaricales, Mycenaceae. The record is from RefSeq and is a predicted model, not a curated record. Bases 1 to 963 code for a protein of 320 amino acids. The transcript is spliced from 13 exons.